Molecule: messenger RNA, 1680 nt
Organism: Phytophthora sojae
Lineage: Eukaryota; Oomycota; Peronosporomycetes; Peronosporales; Peronosporaceae
Product: phospholipase D-like protein
Exons: 1
Coding region: 48-1643 (531 amino acids)
Biological process (GO): phospholipid catabolic process
Cellular component (GO): plasma membrane
Molecular function (GO): D-type glycerophospholipase activity
Source: RefSeq, a predicted model, not a curated record
GCGCUUUCCAGCUCAAGUCGACACCUCCCGCCAGUCUCUUUGCCGCCAUGGACGGACUCAGCCGCGCCUUCCACUUCAUUCUGGACCCGUUCCAGCAGGAGAAGAAGCCGGAGAAGGCGGCCACCGCGCCCUUCGACCAGCCCUACCUCGAGCCCUCGCGCUGGUUCCUGACCGAGGAGGAGAUGCGCACGUCGCGCGACGGCUACAAGCGCGAGGGCAUGCACCUCUACUCCAAGGGCAACCGCGUCAAGCUCUACGCCGCGUCCGCCGGCUACUUCCACGACGUGGCCGACGACAUGCUGGACGUGCGUCGCGGCGACCUCGUCUACCUCACGGGCUGGGGCACGUGCAACGUGCCCUUCAAGCCGCACGAGCCGGACACGAAGCUCUGCGACUUGGCUGAGGCCGCCGUCAAGCGCGGCGCCGACUGGCGCAUGCUCGUCUGGUCCAACAUCACGGAGCGCGCGCAGAACCACGAGGUGCGCGACCUCAUCAACGCGCUGCCCCCGCCGGAGCAGAACGGCCCCGCGCGCUUCGUGUACGACGACCGCCUGCCGCACGCCACGUCGUCGCACCACCAGAAGUCGGUGAUCGUGCGUAAGGGCCGCGACCUCGUCGCCUACGUGGGCGGCGUGGACUUGACCAACGACCGUUGGGACACGCUCGAGCACGACCAGGCCGAGCUGCGCGAACGCACGGGCAUCAAGUGCCUGUGGAACGGCUGGCUUGACGCCCACGCCCGCAUUGAGGGCCCCGCCACGAAGGACGUGGCCUGCAACUUCCUCGACCGCUGGAACUCGCGCGACAAGCCGUCGCAGGACCUCAUGGACGACCUGCUGGACUUCGAGAACCCCGAGUUUUCGGAGCUCCCGCCCAUCGACGAGAGCGCGACGCCGCUGGACAUCCCCACGGACGGCACCCACGCCGUGCAGCUGUGCCGCACGUUCAGCCCGGACUACGACCACUACAACUUCGCGCCGCAGGGCGAGCAGUCCAUCUUCCACGCGCGCAUCAAGGCCAUCCGCAACGCGCAGAACUAUAUCUUCAUCCAGGACCAGUACUUCAUCCUGGUGCCGGAGCUGCUGGAGGCCAUCAUGGACAUGAUGCCCAGCAUCGAGCGCCUCAUCGUCAUCGUGCAGCGUACGGUCGAGGCUGGUUACACGGGCUACGCCAAGUACCUGUACGACAUGGUGGCGCCCAUCCAGAAGGCAUACCCGGACAAGUUCAAGCUCUAUUCGACCAAGGAGUCCAAGGAGCUGUACAUCCACAGCAAGCUGGUGAUCGUGGACGACGUGUAUGUGUCGCUGGGCUCGGCCAACUGGAACCGUCGUAGCAUGACGAGCGACACGGAGAUCGGCAUCAACAUUGUGGACACGGAGCUGGUGCAGUCGCCCGACAACAUCACGGUCAACAAGCUGGCCCGUAACUUCCGUAUCCAGAAGUUUAUGGAGGCGACAAAGCUCACGUACGACGAGCUGAACGCCAUGACGUUCCUGGAGGCCUGUGACGCGCUCGAGGCCGCCGCCCACGACGAUGGCUCCAGCCUGAUUGAGCCCUACGCGGUGGAGGAUAACGCUGCGUUCGACUAUGUGCCGGACGCUCUGCGCCAGAUCGUGGACCCGGAUGUCGAGGGCGACAACUAAGCUAAGCGUUCCCAAACUGUGACGUUCUGUAUAGGUU